AUGCGAAGAAUUCUCAUCUUCCUUGCCCUGUCGGCCGUGGCGCUGGCCGCGCAGGUCCAAGUUCCGCUUCAGCGCGUCAAAUCCAUGCAGGAGAAGCUGAUGGAGGAGGGUAAAUGGGCCGCGUACCAGGCCCAAAAAGAGGCCCACCGCAAGCUGGAGCCUCACAUCUUCCAGAGCGGCAAUCAAGUCGCCUAUGAUUAUGGUGAUCUCGUCUACAUCGGCCAGGUGACGAUCGGGACUCCCGCCCAAAAGUUUAACCUGAUCCUCGAUACCGGCUCUUCGAAUCUGUGGGUGCCCGACAGUACCUGUGGCGGUAUCCCCGGAUGCGCGGAUUACUGUAAUAAGCUGCCAAAGGACCAAUGUGGCCAGUUUUGUGACCCGACAAAGUGCUGUCCAGGUGCGGAAAACAUUUUGGCGCAGGACCCGUGCGACCUGAAAAACCGCUACAACCAAUCGGCCUCCAGCACGUAUGUCAAGAACGGGCAGCGCUGGUCGAUCCAAUACGGUACCGGCUCGGCACAAGGUUUCUUGGGUCAGGAUCGGGUUUGCCUCGGAUCAUCCGGGGUCUGCUACGACAAGCAAGUCUUUGGACAAGCCACCCAAAUCGCCGCUUUCUUUGCGAAUCAACCGUGCGACGGCAUCUUCGGCAUGGCGUGGCCCUCGAUUUCCGUCGACAACGUGCCGCCCCUCCUCAACAACGUCGUCUCCCAGCUGGAUAUGCCACUGUUCAGCGUCUGGCUCGACAGGAAGGGGACGCAGCAGAACGUCGUCGGCGGGCUGUUCACCUACGGCGCGCUCGACACCGUGAACUGCGAUCCGCUUACGACGUAUUAUCCCCUGUCCUCGCAGACCUACUGGCAAUUCCAGAUCGCUGGAGUUUCGCUCGACACCUACAGCAGCAAAGUUGCCUACCAGGUCAUCUCCGACACGGGCACCUCCCUCAUCGGCGCCCCGCAAGCCGUCGUCGACGCCGUCGGCAAGCAGCUCGGCGGGGUGUUCAGCCAAUAUUACGGAGCGUACACAAUCUCGUGCAACGCGACGACGCCCGAUCUGGUGAUCAACAUCGGCAACAACCAGUACCCCAUUAGCUACCAGGAGUAUAUUGUCCCCCUUGAUGGGCAAUGCAUCAUUGGGCUUUUCGGCUUUGAAUUCGGCGGAUUUGGGCCCCAAUGGAUUUUGGGCGACCCCUGGAUCCGCUCGUGGUGCAACGUGUACCACAUUGGACAGGCGAAAAUCGGUUUCUCCAAGGCCAGACAUACGGCUAUGACA
This is a messenger RNA of Mesorhabditis spiculigera, 1269 nucleotides long. The record is from the annotation of a GenBank genome assembly. NCBI's taxonomy places the organism in Eukaryota, Metazoa, Nematoda, Chromadorea, Rhabditida, Rhabditidae.